AGACUCGCGACAGUUAUCGCUUCUUCCAUUAACCUCCAAUUACUUUUCCGUAGUCUACACUACAGAUACCUGAAAGAGUGUAACGGCAUAUUUAUCCGGCACUACCCUCACCCACGCCUACGAUGCUAGAUCUAGACAAAAUCAUACAAGACGUGAAAGAAUGCCGACACGUAGCAGAGCAAGACGUACUAGAGUUGUGCCUGAAGGCAACCGAGCUACUAUUAGACGAAGCCAAUGUGCAAUUUGUCGACACGCCCGUGACGGUAUGCGGCGACAUCCACGGACAGUUACACGACCUCCUCACUUUGUUCAAGACCGGCGGAGAGUGCCCCGACACGCGGUACUUGUUUCUAGGUGAUUUUGUGGACCGUGGGUUCUAUUCGCUCGAGUCGUUUCUCCUCUUGCUCUGCCUCAAGGUGCGCUACCCCGACCGGAUGACUCUUAUCAGGGGAAACCACGAGUCGCGCCAGAUCACUCAGGUCUACGGCUUUUACGAUGAGUGUGUGCGAAAGUAUGGGAGUGCAAACGUUUGGCGUUACUGCUGCGAGGUAUUCGACUACUUGUCGUUGGGAGCGUUGAUCGGGGGGGCUGGCGGCGUUUUCUGCAUCCAUGGGGGGUUAUCCCCUGAUAUCGACGCUAUCAACCAGAUCAGGCUCUUGGAUAGGAAGCAGGAGGUGCCUCAUGAAGGCGCCAUGUGCGAUUUGCUCUGGUCGGACCCCGAAGACGUGCCAGGCUGGGCCAUCAGCCCCAGAGGCGCUGGGUUUCUCUUUGGGGGGAACGAGGUGGCCAAGUUUCUAGAGAGGAACGAUAUUUCGCUCAUUGCGCGCGCGCACCAGUUGGUUAUGGAGGGGUACAAGGAAAUGUUUGACGAGGGGUUGGUGACCGUGUGGUCAGCCCCGAACUACUGCUACCGAUGUGGGAAUGUGGCGGCGAUAUUGACGAUUGGUGAAGAUUUGAGCAGAGAGUACAAGAUCUUUGAGGCGGCAAUCCAGGAUGCCACAUCGAUCCCGUCGAAAAAGCCGGUGACGGAUUACUUUUUGUAGCGCGGCGCGCAACCUGUGUGAGCGUACUAGUGCAUAGGGAUGCAAACGUGCGAAGCCUAGUCUUUGGAUACGACAUAAUGACAAUUUCUUAUUUUCUACAGCAUUUAAUAUUCAUAUUUAUUUCGGCA
This is a messenger RNA of Babjeviella inositovora NRRL Y-12698, 1171 nucleotides long. It is a transcript of the gene PPH3, whose product is annotated as phosphoprotein phosphatase PP4 catalytic subunit. Gene Ontology annotation, biological process: double-strand break repair via homologous recombination; peptidyl-serine dephosphorylation. The transcript is spliced from 2 exons. The coding region runs from base 123 to 1043 and encodes 306 amino acids. Gene Ontology annotation, cellular component: cytoplasm; nucleus. Gene Ontology annotation, molecular function: protein serine/threonine phosphatase activity. The record is from RefSeq and is a predicted model, not a curated record. NCBI's taxonomy places the organism in Eukaryota, Fungi, Ascomycota, Pichiomycetes, Serinales.